AUGGCACAAAAUGUAGGAAUGAAAUGGAGUGAAGUGGAAUGGAAUGGUGUUGAGUGGGGUAGAAUAGAGUGCAAUAGGAAAAAUGGGGAGAAGAAGAGAGAGAAAGAGAGAGAUUGUCCUGUCCUCGAUGAAACAAGAAGACAAGACCGCUCCUGCUCAUCCUCUUCUCCUCUUCUUGCUAAACUGUUCGCACGCUAUCGAAUGUCUCCAUUCGGCUAUCGAUUCGGUUGGCCAGUUUCAUCAUUUUCCAUCUAUUUGUGUAUUCAUGUAUCGCUUUGUCCGUCUAAUUCUGUAUAUCUAUCUGCCUAUUUUGUCCAUCUGUUCACUUCUUUUGGUUUGUGA
Messenger RNA from Loa loa (African eye worm), 342 nucleotides. RefSeq lists its product as hypothetical. The transcript is spliced from 2 exons. The record is from RefSeq and is a predicted model, not a curated record. Lineage: Eukaryota; Metazoa; Nematoda; Chromadorea; Rhabditida; Onchocercidae. Bases 1 to 342 code for a protein of 113 amino acids.